Benincasa hispida (wax gourd) is the source of this 510-nucleotide messenger RNA. Lineage: Eukaryota; Viridiplantae; Streptophyta; Magnoliopsida; Cucurbitales; Cucurbitaceae. The record is from RefSeq and is a predicted model, not a curated record.
AUGGAGGAAGCUUCAAGUAGGAGCGCCUUGGCCGUUUCGGAUCCUAAGGAAACUAUUCAAACAGAAUCCUAUGAGGGGCCUAUCAGGGUUGCUUUGGAGGAAGCGGUGGCGGAGAAGCAGCCUGAAAUGGCUAAGGAGAAGAAGAAGAAGAUCAAGGAGAAGAGGGCAGAAGGUGAUGAAGAAGCCCAACCAAGGAAGGAGAAGAAAGAAAGAAAAACGAGUGAGAGAAGGGAACACAGGCAGGCGGAGAAGCACCUGAAGAAGAAGGAAGAAAAGAGAAAAAGGGUUGAGAGCUCAGAAGUCGACAGAGAAUCAACCACCGCAAGGGUGGAUGAUGGGGUGUUAGCGCAACAAAAAGAAUCAGCGCAACUUGAAGAGGAAACAAUGCAAAUAAGAACAGUUGCGACUGAUGAUGGAGAAGAUUCAGACAUCACCCCCUUAUGCGACGUCGCAAGGAGAAUGUGCCGCAAGAGUCAACAGUUGACGCACAUUUUUUACAAAGUGCAUUAA